Molecule: messenger RNA, 2540 nt
Organism: Drosophila pseudoobscura
Lineage: Eukaryota; Metazoa; Arthropoda; Insecta; Diptera; Drosophilidae
Gene: Abi
Product: tyrosine kinase Abl
Exons: 7
Coding region: 166-1602 (478 amino acids)
Biological process (GO): neuron migration
Cellular component (GO): lamellipodium; SCAR complex; actin-based cell projection
Molecular function (GO): signaling adaptor activity; SH3 domain binding
Source: RefSeq, a predicted model, not a curated record
CACCAUCGAUAGCAGCUCGAUAGUGUAAUCGAUGUUUCUCCAGCUAACUCACGCUGCGCUUGGUAAAAUGUAAAGAAAAACUGCAUUUAAUUGCAUUUAACGCGACCAAAUCGACACAAAAAAGCAUUUAUAGUGCAAUCGCAUAGUAAAUAAAAAUCCACACCCAUGUUAACCGAAGCCCCCAUGGCCAGUGACAACAUAAUGGACGAACUAGCAUCUUUGAUACGCACCGAGAUCCCCGACGGCCGCCAGAGCCUGCGAGACAGCUACACCAAUCUCGAGCGGGUGGCCGACUACUGCGAGGACACCUACUACCGGGCGGACAACAAGAAGGGGGCUCUGGAGGCUACCAAGAACUACACCACCCAAUCGCUGGCCAGCGUCGCCUACCAGAUCAACACCCUGGCCUAUAGCUAUAUGCAGCUCCUCGAGCUGCAGGCACAGCAGCUCAGCGAGAUGGAGUCGCAGAUGAAUCACAUCGCCCAGACGGUGCAUAUUCACAAGGAGAAGGUGGCCAGGAGGGAAAUUGGCGUCUUGACCGCCAACAAAGUGAGUUCGCGGCAAUUCAAGAUUGUGGCUCCGAUCAAUCCGGAGAAGCCCAUCAAGUAUGUGCGCAAACCGAUCGACUACUCGAUUCUGGACGAGAUAGGGCAUGGCAUCAACUCUGCCCAGCACCAGGUGCGUCAGAAGCACCGCGGCUCCAGCCACGGGUCUGUGCAAUCCCUUAUACCGCCUUCGGUGGGUCCGCCGCCCACCACCAAGCCCCCGACACCGCCGCAAAUGUCGCGGGCGGGCAACACGGGCACCCUGGGAAAGUCGGUGAGCAAUACCGGGACGCUGGGCAAGAGCUCACGGGAGUAUCGCACUCCGCCGGUGGUCAAUCCGCCGCAGGUGCCCUCGCACUACGCUCCCAACUAUCCGAUCGGGCAUCCGAAGCGCAUGUCUACGGCCUCGUCCAGCACCACGAUGACCACCACCACCAUGGGCGGAGGAGCAGCGGGCAAUGAGCGUGCCGCGGGAUACAGUGCGCUGCCCAUGCCCCCAAGCCAGCAGAUAGCCACGCAUGUGAAUCUACCCUCGGCGGGCAUGAUGCAAUCGCUGCCACCGCCGCCACCUACCACCUACGACGACAGGAGCAGUAUGCCACCAGCUCCUCCUUCGCCGCUGACUGUGUCGCAGCACGAGAUGACCGAGCAGAGCCACAUCGGAAUGCAUACGCUGGGUCGCAAUAUCAACAGGAAUCCGAAUCGGAAUCAUUUCAGUUUGAAUUUCGCACGUCCGGGCUCGCAGUCGCCGCCUUUGCCGCCACCGCCGCCGCCAGAGGAUGAGCACCAGGACUUUGGCAGGCCACGCACCUCGACGGGCCCCCAACUGGCGCCCAUUGUGCCCGAGGAUCAAAAUUUGCCUGGCUGGGUGCCCAAGAACUUUAUAGAAAAGGUGGUGGCCAUCUAUGACUACUAUGCGGACAAGGAUGAUGAGCUCAGCUUCCAGGAGAGCUCGGUGCUGUAUGUGCUCAAGAAGAACGACGAUGGCUGGUGGGAGGGCGUCAUGGAUGGCGUGACCGGCCUCUUUCCGGGCAACUAUGUGGAGCCCUGCGUCUAAUUAGAGCUGCUUCGUAUUCUAAAAACAUGCCAACCAUUACAAUAAUCUGCAUUAUCUGGUCUGUUCCCGUCUUCAGGCGUUCCCAAAAGAAAACUGGAGACUUUACUAAACUCUUUUUGCGAUUUCUUUUGGAAGCUAAAGACCGGCACAGACUCGUUUGACAAUGACGAUAACGAUUUUGAGCAUAUUUUGAUAAGGACAAUUAUACAAUUACACCCACAUACACACACACAAACACUAGGCACAAGGCGAGAGCAAGUAUUCCAUUGUCAGACUCUUCAGAAAUCAGCCUAAGCUGCAUUUAGUCUAAUACCAAACACAGGAUAAAUUGUCCACAUUCCGAAUUUCCGAAUGGGAGAUCGAAGAGGGAUUCGGAGUACAUUUGGACCGCAUUUAGCAGUGCCCUGAGAGCGCGUUUGCUGCCAACUCAAACUAUUUACACUUUAGUAGCAGAAAAUAUUGCAAAAAGCAAGUUAAUAAUUAAUAACGAAAGACAUUCGAAUCCUAUAUCUAGACGAAUUCGUGUCCUGUCCACCCCCGGCCCGCAUCCGUGGAAAGCCAAUCCAAAUAUUUGCCCACAGUUUUGUCAAGCGAUUUUUCUUUGUUUGUUUGCCUUCCGCUUGGAUCAUUACCCUCUUGAAUCCCCCCAUCCAUCCAGCAAUAAUGCCGUAGGUUAUACAAAUUUCAGUUAGCAUUUAAUUCGUUAGAUAUUUCGUAUUCGUUUGCGUUUGCAAUUUCUUUUGCCUUUGUCUGCACUUUUACGAACCGCAACGUGAAUAUUGUUUGCAAUUAUAUAUUUAGUCGAAAUGGAAAUGGAAUUGCCCGAAAACGGAAUCAAAUCAAAUCUAUACACAAUAUGCAACACGCUCUACCAUGUACUCGUACUCGUAAUUCGUAUUCGUAUGAAUAAUAGCUAAUAAAAAUUUCAAUUACUAGAC